This is a messenger RNA of Contarinia nasturtii (swede midge), 2577 nucleotides long. RefSeq names its product zinc finger protein 239-like. Gene Ontology annotation, molecular function: DNA-binding transcription factor activity; RNA polymerase II cis-regulatory region sequence-specific DNA binding. Lineage: Eukaryota; Metazoa; Arthropoda; Insecta; Diptera; Cecidomyiidae. The record is from RefSeq and is a predicted model, not a curated record. The transcript is spliced from 5 exons. Gene Ontology annotation, biological process: regulation of transcription by RNA polymerase II. Gene Ontology annotation, cellular component: nucleus. Bases 1055 to 2482 code for a protein of 475 amino acids.
GAAAGAAAAUGUCUUUAUGACAGAAGAAAUAUUCAUUGUGAAUUGCUUUCAGCUUACCCACAAUUAAAACUAUAAACAAACAAAUUAAGUGAACUUAUUGUUACGUUUAUAUUCUGGCGCAACUGGCAUAUGCUAGCGAAUAAUUUAUGACAUUUUGAAAAUAUGUGUUAUUUUUUAUCCCCGUUCGGUGCUUAAAAAGCAUCGUUUACACCUGGAUUCGACAUACCCACGGUCGCUUGCAUUUUAAGCACAUUCAAUGGAUAAUGGAAAUAACAAAAUAUGAUUGGCUUUUCUGAAGCUGUAUUAUGAUUUAAAACCUAAAAAUCUGCUGAAGUGGCUUUCUUGAAAUUGAAAAUGACCAUGUCGAAUUUAAAAUUUAAAAAACGAAAACAUUCGUAUUUUGCUGGCAAAAUACCACGAUAUAAAAGUAUAAAACAUCGACCCCAUUUUUUCUAAAAAAGAACAAUAUUUUAGCCAUUUACGUCAAUAAUUGUAAUCUACUCUCUAAAAUAUUAUUUAUUCAUAUUCAACAGUCAUUGUUGAACAUAAAAAACGGCACCACUAAAUGAAUAUAUUCUAAUAAGAGUUGCUGCAAACAGCACGUAUUGAUACCAAAAACACAGUAAACAUAUAGACUACUAUUUGCGGUUCAAAUCGGUACAGAACCGUAAACUACUGUCAAGAGAGCAUUAAAUUCAUCGAAUUAAGUAAAUGUUGUAUCUGUCCGCUUGCUUACAUCGAAAAGCAAAAUUUACAUUUCAAAUAAAAAAGAAGUUUUUUCCAUUGAUUUUAAAUUUUAAUUCAUCAAAUAGUUGCCGCAUCGUUUUUUCAACCGUCAAAAAACGAAAUAAAGAAACUCACGUCACAUUACAUCGUGUCAUUAGCAACUGUCACUGUUGCGUUGACACAUUUGGAUUUCAUAAACAAUUGCAUUAAUUUGUCAUUAUUUCGAUUAUUCAGCCGAAAACAAUCGUUCUCUUUAUGUUCAUGUCGCAAUAAUAACAAUAAUUUAAUUCUUGCAUUUACCAAAUUAAGGCGAUUUAAUAAAAAAAAAAUGGAUUCUUUGGUGGCGAAGUGCUUUGUAUGCAAUGUGGAAUGUUGUGCUCAGAAUAAAUAUCUGGGUAUGAAUUUUGCACGUACAUUAACGAUAGAAAUAAGUUCAGUGCUUGUUAAAUGUUUACGUGAAAUUGUUGAUGUUGAUCAUGAAUAUUUCUGUACAGAAUGUGUGAAAAAAAUCGAAGACUAUGAUCAUUUGGUGCAACUUACUUCGCAAAUUGAAACCGAAUUAUAUGGACUGUAUCGUAAGAAAUUGGAGGAGCCGUGCUACCUAUUGGAUGCAGAAAUAAUCGAUGAUCACAAUGCAAUCAACGCAGAGAUAUUAAUUCAGAGUGACGAAUUGAAAAUGGAAAAGUCGUCGGAUAAUUCUGAUGAUGUAACUGAUGGAACCUAUGACGAUGGUAUGGUUGUGGAAUACUUGGACGAUUAUGAAGUACAGUCCGAUGAAGGUGACCUUAAUGAAGAGCAAAAAGAGCCAACUAUUAACGAAGCCCAUGAAAAUAAUAGCAGCGCAGAAUUUGAAAAGGGCGAAAAGUCCAACGAAAGUGUUGCUCAAAAGGUAACACAACGCAAAGCCAAACAAAAAAGAGGAAGUCUUCGCAGCCGAAAUGCGAAAAUGAAAGAAGACAAACAAUUACUCGAUAAUUUGUUUGAAGGUGAUCUAAAGUGUUAUAUGUGCAAAUAUGUUGCCGAAAAUCGAUCCGAUUUGGAAGUACAUAAAACGCUAAAACAUGAUGAAAUUCAAAAAUUGGUGUGCGACAUUUGUGGUCGAUCAUAUAAGUCGAAGUCAGCACUUUGUGUUCAUCUUGGCAUUCACAGUGGACGGAAUUCACACGAAUGUCACAUUUGCGGAAAAACAUUUACUCAGCGCGGUGCUUUGGUUCGACACAUGCCAAUGCAUACCGGUGAACAGCCUCAUCAGUGCGAUGUGUGCGGCAAACGAUUCACACAUUAUUCAUCAUUUCACAUGCACCAAAUGAUCCAUACCAAUGAACGAAAGAAAAAAUGUAAUAUCUGCGGCUCUGAAUUUCGGUCCAAUUCACACAUGACAAGGCACAUGAGGUCACAUACCGGAGAAAAGCCAUUUUCCUGCCCGAUUUGUGGUCAAAAAUUCGCUCAGAGAUACAAUAUGAAAACGCAUUAUAACACACAUAACGGUAUUCAUCGACCCCAGUCACGAAAUCAUAAGUGUGUCAUUUGUGACGAAGCAUUUCCACGUCGUGAAAAGCUCAACAGACAUUUGCGACAAGCACAUCGCAUUAGCGAUGCCGACAUCAAAAACAUAGCGGAACAUGGCCCAGAAAGCGAAAUCACCAAACAGAUUAUAGACCGGUUGAAAGCAAAUGUCUAUACGAAAGAGGAAAUAUUCAUUGAAUUCGAAUCGAUCGAUGGCAGUGAAAUGAUUUCAGCUGAACCACAAACAUGAUUCGUAUGUUUUUUUCUGGGAAACAAACAGUUUAUGGCUAUAGGCGAUAUUUUUGUUGAAUAUCAUAAGCAAAAUUUAGAGAUAUUGAAAUAAUA